AUGGGUUCCGAGGUCGACUCCGCCGCCUCGGCCCUCCUGCACAUAGUCCACUCGCGCCCCUGCUCGCCGGCCCCCAAGGAGGAGGGCCACAGCACCCCCUCUCCUGCGACUGCGGGGCCGGCGCCGGUGGCGGCAACCGGCGGCCGGGCACACUCCCUGACGCCGACCUCCGCCUCGCCCCGGGGUCGCUUUGUGAGCGGCCCCUCCCGGCUGGCUGGCGGCUCCUCCGAGCAAGGGCCGCUGCUCAUCGGGCCGGAUUGGCGGCUGCCGAUCUCCGGCGAUGUGGUGACCGUCGGCCGGCGCUUUGUCGAUGCCCCGGCCGCGGUGCUGCCCUCGGCCCUGGCCAGCCCGGCCGCCUACCGGGUGGAUUUGUUGCUGGCCGCGGCCGACAACAGGACCCCGGCCUCGCCCGAGGCCCAGGACAUCCUGCGCCUGGUCCGCAUGCCCGGGGCCCUGCACUGGCAGAUGCGCGUGCUCGGCCCGGUCAGUGUGCAGGUCGGUUCUCAGGUGUAUCCCCCCUCGUCGGCCCUGGUGCCGCUGCCCUCGGAUCAAAGCCACAUUCUCGGUGUCGGCUCGCACCAGUUCCAGUUUUUCGCCGGCGCCACGCCUGCCCCCACUCGCCGGUCGAGCAUCUCCCUCGGCACGCUCGAUCCCAAGCUCGAGAUGCCGCUCAUCCAGGCGGACCCGGUGUACGAGACGUCGCUCAUUGACGCGGCGUCGCUCCUGCUGGCGGCCACGUCCAGCAUGAGUGCGGCGGCUUCGCGUGCCACCAGCCCCGAGGCGCAGGGCAGCGGGCCCAGCCGCCCCCGGCCAGCUGGCGCCGCGGCGGCCCCCGGGUCCCCGUCGCCGGGCCAGCCGCACGCGGCGCAGCCCCCCCAGCCCCAGCCCCAGCGCAAGUCCUCCAAGCUGGCCAUGAUCCUCUCGCCGACCAUGGCCUCCGACACGGAGAUGGACGGCCCGGACAGCCCGUUCGAUGGCGGCCCGGCCGGUGACGCCCGGCCCUUCGACCCGCAUGACGGCCUGGCGACGCUCCUGUCGGCGGCCAGCUCGGCGGCCAAUUCGCUGGCCCCGUCUCCGGUCCCCGGGGCUCCCUUCUCGUUGCCGGUGGCCUCGGCGGUGCCGGUCAACUCGGCCCCGAGCAUGGGCUCUGGCUCUGGCUCUGGCUCUGGGUCUGGCUCUGGGUCUGGCUCUGGGUCUGGCUCUGGCUCUGGGACCGGGACCGGGACCGGCCUGCACCCGGACCUCCUGCGGCAGCUCCACCAGCAGGCCAGUGACUUUGUGCCGGAGCUGGGCUUCGCGGCCCUGCCCGACCUGACCAAGCAGUUCCUGCACCCGGCUUCGGCCGCCGGGCCGGGCUCGGAUGCCAUUGCCGCCGGGCACUUCCUCGGGUCCCUGUCCAGCAUGCAGCCCGGCCCGAUGGGCGGGCCCGCCGGGGUCGGCGGGGUCGGCGGCUCACAGGCCCCCCUGCUGGGUGGGGCCUUCUCCCUGAUGGAUGGCGGGUCGCUGGACCUGGCCAGCCAGGCGGCCAUGCUGUCGGCCGCCGGCAUCGAGCUCAACGCCCCGGGGGGCGCCGACUUCCUGGGGAUCCCGCGCCAUGGCACUGCCUUCGGCGGGGGGCUCAACACUGUGAGCGCCAUGGCCACCGGCAUGCCGGGGUCCGUCGACACCCACUCGAUGCAUUCCAUGCAUUCGAUGCUCCAUCCUGCCCAGCAUGCGGCUUCCUCGCAGGCGCUCUUCCUCCAACAGCAACAGCAGCAGCAGCAACAACAGCAACAGCAGCAACAACAGCAACAGCAACAGCAGCAGCAGCAGCAGGCACAGGCUCAGGCUCCGACCCAACUGACCGGCCUUGGGUCCGGGGUCAACGGGCUCUUGUUUGCGGCUGGCGCCUCCGUACCCCAGCAACAGCAGCAGCAGCAGCAGCAGCCACAGCCGGCAUUCACGACCCUGCCACAGGCAGCCAUGCACACGGCUGGCCUGACGGGCAGUCUGCCUGGCAACUUCCUGGACGCCGGUGCCAGCGGCGGCUCCUCGUCGGGGCCCCUGCUGCCGAACGGCCUGCCCCCUGGCCUGCUGUCGGCACUGCAGGCCAUGCUGGCCGACGGCCAGGCCUCCAGGGGCGGCCUGUCCCUCGAGCAGCUGACCCUCCUGCAGCAGGCCCUGUCGAUGGCGACGGCUUCGGCAUCGGCCUCCGGCCCGGGGCCGAUGGUCAUGGCCCCGGUCGGGGCCGGCACCGUGCCCGGGCCCAGCGCCGCCGGGCGUACGUGGAUCCCGGCGGACAUGGCGGCCGGGCUGGGUGCCGGGCCCCUGGCGGCCGGUCUGCGCCCGGCGGGCCCGAGCCACCAGGCGGGGCUGGUCUUCGCGACCGAUGCCGGGCUGCUGUCGGCCGGGGACUCGAGCUUGUCGGGGUCGGGCGCGGGCGCGGGCGCGGGCGCGAGCCCGGUCCCGCCGAGCGCCCCCUCGCCGGCGGCGGCGGCGGCGGCGGCGACGGCGCCGGCGGCCACCAUCAUGGCCGGGCCCGGUGCCUCUCCUCCCCAUUCCCUGUCGCAAUUGGCCCAGAUCGCGGAAAUCCUUUCGCAAUCGUCGCCCCCCACGCCGGCCGGCCCGGUCUCGGGGGCGGGUGAUCCUUCCUCCAUGCUGUAUGUGAUGCCCUUGGCCGGGGCCGGGGCCGGUGGCGGCGCGACGGCCGGUGGCUUCGCAGCCGGGCUUGGCCUCGGCGGGCCCACGGGCGGGUCGGCCGCCGGCGGGGCGGCCGUCGGCCUGGCCGGCGCCCCGGGCUCCUCGCCCGGCAGCGGGGUCUCCGCACCGACGAUCCCCUCUUCGACGAGUGGCGGGUCUGCCGCGGCUGCCACCCCGACCGCGGGCGGUCGGAAGCGCGGUGGCGGCGCCGGGCGCCCGGCCUCCGGCACCGGCCGCGGGCGACUGGCCGGCCGUUCUGGCGACUCGCCGGCCGCGGCCAGCACCACAGCCACCGGCUCGGGCUCGGGCUCGGGCUCGGGCAUGUCGCCAUCGCCAGCGGCAGCGGCCACGGCGGCGGCCCGGUCCACCGGGCGCCCAGCCAAGUCGGUUACCGUGCGCAGCCAGCCGCCGUCUGCCUCGGCCGGCGGCGGUCCCAGCUCGGGUGUCGGUGGUAAGUCGUCGGCGGGGGCCGGGCCCGCCGGCAGUGGCGGCCCCUCCGCCGGGUCGCAGCACCCGGCCGGGUCGCAGCAGCCGGGCGCGCUGGCGGCCGGGCUGGUGGCAUCUCCUCCCGGGCGCGGGGCGUCUUCCGGCGGUGGCGGCCCGGCCGGGUCCUCCACUCCCGGCGGGGGCGGGACCCCCUUCACGGAUGAGGAGUUCCGGAAUUGCGCGGAUCGCAAGCCGCCCUUGUCCUAUGCGUCGCUGAUUGCCCGGGCCAUUCUCUCGGUGCCGGAGCGGCGCAUGACCCUGGCCGGGAUUUAUGCGCACAUUUCCAAGCACUACGCCUUCUACCGGUAUUCCACCUCGCCCGGGGGGUGGCAGAAUUCCAUCCGCCACAAUCUGUCCCUCAACAAGGCCUUCUUGCGGGUGGCCCGCGAGGAGGGCGAGCCCGGCAAGGGGUCCUUCUGGACCAUCGACCCGCAGAGCGAGCACCUCUUCGACCAGGAUGGCAUCUACCGGCGCCGGCUGCGGACCCUGUCGGCGCCGUCGACGCCGCGGUCGCAAUCGCGCGCCGGCAGCCCUGCCGGCGGGCCCGCCAGCAGCAGCACCCCCAAGCAGCAGCAGCAGCAGCAGCAGCAGCAGGGCCGUGCCGCUGGGCCGGGCGCCAAGUCCUCCGGCGGGGCUGGGGCGUCGGCGGCCACCGGGCCGACCGCCGCUUCGGCCGCGACUCCUGCGGCGGCGCCGGUCCAGGCGCCUUCGGCCUCGGCCCAGGGAGCCCCGGCAGCCUCGAGCCCCGCGGUGACCCCUGCCUCGGCUCCGGGCGCGGCUCCGGGCGCGGCUCCGGCUCCGGCUCCGACCUUGUCCCCGAGCUCGGUCCCGACCUCGGCUGCGGCUUCGGCCCCAGCCCCGACCUUGUCUUCGACCUCAGUUUCGAUCGAAGAGGCCACCACGGCGUUGUUGCUGUCGCUGCAGCAGGGCAGCCCCGGGAUGGCCGGGUCCUCGCAGGCCGGGUCCUUGUCGGGGUCGGCCCUGCUGGCGGCGGCGGCCGAGGCGGCGGCCGCCAAUGCCGGUCUGUCGACCCCCCCCUCGCCAUCGGUUCCGGGCCUGACCCCGGCCCUGAGCAGCAAUCCCCCCGGGGGGGCCCCCCCGGCGCUGGGGGGGUCCUCCGGCGGCGGCGGCGGCGGCGGCGGCGGCGGCGGCGGCGGCGGGACAGCCAGUGGCGGCCCGUCGGCCGGCUCCUUCUCCCCCUCGGGGCCCGCGUCGAGCAUGUCCUCGCCUCAGUUCCAUGUGCGGUCGCAUGUCGACUUUGCCGGGUCGCCGCUGCUCGCGGCCGCGACCCUGCCCAGCCCCAAGCGCCAGCGCCUGUCCCCGGGCCCGGGCGCGGUGUAG
This is a messenger RNA of Fonticula alba, 4506 nucleotides long. RefSeq lists its product as hypothetical. The transcript has 5 exons. The record is from RefSeq and is a predicted model, not a curated record. The coding region runs from base 1 to 4506 and encodes 1501 amino acids. Gene Ontology annotation, biological process: regulation of transcription by RNA polymerase II. Lineage: Eukaryota; Rotosphaerida; Fonticulaceae. Gene Ontology annotation, molecular function: DNA-binding transcription factor activity, RNA polymerase II-specific; RNA polymerase II cis-regulatory region sequence-specific DNA binding.